AUGGGAGGGGAGGCCAACUACCUUUUCGAGUUUUCCCCGAGUGCCCCGCACCUGCUCCUCCCCGUCGAUCGCUCAGCCUGGCUCACUUCGGAAAUGGCUUCUUGGUCCGACGAGGCCAUCCACUCCCUCCUCGAUGUCGCCGAGUCUGCCCUCCGUGAAUGCAUCCGCACUCUCGCCCUCCCCGCUAUCAUUGUCCGCAAAGACCGCGCCGUCGGUAUCAUCCCCCGCGAUCCCGCCUUCCGGCUCCCCGCGAAACUCUCGAAGAGACCGUCCUUGUCGUUCAAAAACGCUCGAUGUGAACGCCAUGCGCAACCCCGUUCACGCCCGUAUCCCUUUUGCGCUUUCAACGGUGGCAGGGAUGUCUUUGUCGACAUUGGCGACAAGUCGUGGGGCGUCACCGUCUGCCAAAACUAUUUUGGCAGGAAACGCGCCACCGCCGCCGGUGCACCACACCCUUCGAACGAACCAGACUUUGAUGCCUCCUCCUCUCAUUCCCCUUCAUCAUCAAGGGUGAAAACACCCUUCACGUCGGCGACCAGUUCCUAA
Molecule: messenger RNA, 546 nt
Organism: Parascedosporium putredinis
Lineage: Eukaryota; Fungi; Ascomycota; Sordariomycetes; Microascales; Microascaceae
Source: the annotation of a GenBank genome assembly